This is a messenger RNA of Conger conger (European conger), 6360 nucleotides long. Its product is annotated as disintegrin and metalloproteinase domain-containing protein 10-like. The record is from RefSeq and is a predicted model, not a curated record. Gene Ontology annotation, biological process: Notch signaling pathway; membrane protein ectodomain proteolysis. The transcript is spliced from 16 exons. Bases 93 to 2390 code for a protein of 765 amino acids. Gene Ontology annotation, molecular function: metalloendopeptidase activity involved in amyloid precursor protein catabolic process. NCBI's taxonomy places the organism in Eukaryota, Metazoa, Chordata, Actinopteri, Anguilliformes, Congridae. Gene Ontology annotation, cellular component: synaptic membrane; plasma membrane.
UAGACCCAGGACGCAGUCAUAAACACAGGGCGACUGCGCCUUUAAGAGGUGGAAAGCGAUACAAUAAACCGCUCUGUGUCAAUGUGCUAACAAUGAAUUUAAUCGAUAUGAUUUUGGUAAAACUCUUGUUUUUAUUUUACUGCAUAAGGCGUACCGGAGGUCUCUACGGGAACCCCCUGAGCACUUACAUCCAGCACUAUGAAGGCCUGUCGUAUGACACAGGAAGCCUGCACAGCAAGCACCAGCGGGCCAGGAGGGCCGUGUCCCACGAGGACCGCUUCCUGCACCUGGACUUCCACGCGCACGGGAGAUAUUUCAAUCUCCGAAUGAAGAGGGACACCUCCCUGUUUGCAGAGGAUUUUAAGCUGGAAGUGUCGGGAGAAGAAACGCAUUAUGAUACCUCUCACAUCUAUACCGGAGAAAUCUAUGGCGAGAAGGGCAGCCUGAGUCACGGCUCCAUCGUGGACGGGCGGUUCGAGGGCUUCAUCCAGACCCACAAGGGCACCUACUACGUGGAGCCCGCAGAGAGGUACCUGAAGGCCCGGGACGUGCCCUACCACUCCGUCAUCUACCACGAGGACGACAUCGUUUACCCACACAAGUAUGGGUCUGAAGGUGGCUGUGCCGACCACUCUGUGUUUGAACGGAUGAAGAAGUACCAGCAGUCUGCGGUGGAGCAGUCUCCUGAGGAGACCAAUCGGGUGGUGGAGGAGGAGCGGGCCGACGGGCCGGUGCUGCUACGGAAACGCCGAGCGGAGGAGCUGCCCAAGAACACCUGCCAGCUCUUCAUCCAGACAGACCACCUCUUCUUCAAGUACUACAUCACCAGAGAGGCUGUGAUCGCACAGAUCUCCAGUCAUGUGAAGGCCAUCAACUCCAUCUACCAGGGCACAGAUUUCCUGGGAAUCCGCAACAUCAGUUUCAUGGUGAAGAGGAUUCGGAUUAACGAUACGGAUUCAGAGAAGGACAUGAACAACCCCUUCCGCUUUGCCAACAUCGGAGUUGAGAAGUUCCUGGAGCUGAACUCGGAGCAGGACCACGACAGCUACUGCCUGGCCUACAUCUUCACGGACCGGGACUUUGACGACGGCGUGCUGGGUCUGGCCUGGGUGGGGGCUGCUGCAGGAAGCUCCGGGGGCAUCUGUGAGAAGAGCAAGAUGUACUCCGACGGGAAGAGGAAAUCCCUGAACACCGGCAUCAUCACCGUGCAGAACUACGCCUCCCACGUCCCCCCGAAAGUGUCCCACAUCACCUUCGCCCACGAGGUCGGCCACAACUUCGGCUCCCCGCACGACUCGGGGACGGAGUGCACCCCGGGGGAGUCAAAAAGCCCGGACCUGAAGGAGAAGGGGAACUACAUCAUGUACGCCAGAGCCACGUCCGGGGACAAGCUCCACAACAACAAGUUCUCCCUGUGCAGCAUACGCAACAUCAGCCAGGUCCUGGAGAAGAAGAGGGGGAACUGCUUUGUGGAGUCUGGUCAGCCUAUUUGUGGAAACGGGCUGGUUGAGAACGGGGAGCAGUGCGACUGUGGCUACAAGGACCAGUGCAAAGAAGAGUGCUGCUUUGACGCCGACCAACCAGAAGGCACCAAAUGCAAGCUAAAGCCUAAUAAAGUCUGCAGCCCCAGCCAGGGGCCCUGCUGUACCCCUGAGUGUGGGUACAAGUCCAACGUGGACAAGUGUCGGGAGGAGUCGGAGUGCGCCCACCAGGGCAUGUGCAACGGGCAGACUGCACAGUGCCCGACCUCCGAACCCAAGGCCAACCUCACCGCCUGCCACGGAGACACCCAAGUCUGCGUCAACGGGGGCUGCUCGGGCUCCAUCUGUGAGAAGUACAGUCUGGAGGUGUGUACCUGCGCCAGCGACGACGGCAAGGACGAGACCGAGCUCUGCCACGUGUGCUGCCAGGACAGGAUGACCCCCAGCACCUGCAGCAGCACGGGCUCAGAGAAGUGGGCGAAGUACUUCAACAGGAGGGUGAUCACCCUGCAGCCCGGUUCGCCCUGCAACGACUUCCGGGGCUACUGCGACGUGUUCAUGAAGUGCCGUCUGGUGGACGCAGACGGGCCCCUGGCCAGGCUGAAGAAGGCCAUCUUCAACCCCGAGCUCUACGAGAACAUCGCCGAGUGGAUAGUGGCUUACUGGUGGGCAGUGCUGCUGAUGGGCAUUGCUCUCAUCAUGCUGAUGGCCGGCUUCAUUAAGAUCUGCAGCGUCCACACCCCCAGCAGCAACCCCAAACUGCCCCCGCCCAAACCCCUGCCCAGCACCCUGAGGAGGAAGCGCAGGGACCCGGAGCGCAGCGCUCCAGACCGCGGCGGCCCGGCCCAGCCCCAGCGCCACGGCCGGCAGCACAGAGAGAACUACCGGAUGGGCGAGAUGAGACGCUGAAGCCCCCGGCCGCCCUUUGCCUUGGUUCUUCCUCGUGCCUACAGUGGGAAAACUUCACUCCAAAGAAUUACCUGCAGCGCCGCCCCCCCCCCCCCCCCUCUUCAUCCACACGCUCAAGAGCGCAGCCCGUUUUUAACGGAGAUGAAUACCUUCAAAAAAAUAACAAAUGAAAUAAAGAGAAUUAUACCACACGCCAGUGCUCCUGGAGCCAGCCAAGCUGACUUCACAUAGCUUUUUAAAAAAGGAAAGAUAAAUAUAUAUUUAAAAAAGCAACUCCUUUUCCCCCUUUCUUCUUGAAAAGGUCUCGGUGAGGAACAGGUGAGAAAAUCACAGAUUUUCUUCUAAAUGUGGUCUUAACUUUUUUCCCCCCCUACUCAAAUGUUUUAUUUUAUUGGAAGGCAAGGAGUCAGGGAUAGCGUAGUGCUUUCUUUCUUCCACUCAGCCCCCCCCAUCCCCCUCUCCCAGCGUCACAUCUGGGGCGAGAUGUUCUCCUGUGGAGUUGAACUUGACUGCAGGUGACUUGGGUUUUGCCACCAAAUGAACCCCUAGGAAGCCAGACCAACCUCAGAGCAGAAGACCUACUUGCCAAUGUUAACAUUUUUUUGAGAAAUGGAAGAAUCCGGAAGCGCAGGCUUCUCAUGCGCCCGCCCCUGCGUGUGCCGUUUGUACAGCUAUCGCAAAAAUCUCUUCUUUUUUCCCCCACAUUUUCUUCUUCCUUGUGUCAUGUUCGUUUUUUCUGCUGUUUGACAAGGACGAUUUGCUGAUGGAAUGGAAACUCUCAGGAUUAAAACACAGAGGAAAGGCUGAAAGGCUGGAGUAAUGGGAGAGCAGAAUAGAGCAGGUAUCCUGACGCUUUUUUAAUAUUAUAAUACAGUGGCCACAGGAACAUUGGGGAAUUCAGUCCUAAGACUUCAUAAUUUGAUUUUACCUGGCUGGACUGAUACGGAUUCAAUGUCAAAUUACUUCCAUUUGGCAUUAUUCCAGGAUUUAGGAUCCAUCAGUAAUAGGAUAAAACGGGAAUGACAGUAAGGCCAGGAGACAGCAGGAGAGGUUCUGUUGCUAUGUGCCGCAUGCAGGGGUUGCGUCCUUCUAAAGGAAUUUCAAGCGUUUAAAAGAUGUCUCCGAAACUGUUGAGAUGCUGUACAAUAAGCUGUCGGAAUGCGCUGGUUUGAGAGUAUCCGUGUCUUUCAUCAUGCUAUAUUACAUUGUCUUUUCUUUUUGCCAUGUUUUGUUCCGCUGUAUGCAGCAGAUGGUUCGGUCGAAUGGUCUUUCCCACUGUGAGUAACGGGUGCAGUCAGGCCCUGGGCCGGCUCCUGCAACGCAGUCCUCCUCCCACGUGGUGGCGCUCAAGUCGCCAGUUUGAUCGAUUCUUCACUUUCUUUCAAUUUCAGCUACUCUGUUCACUUAAUAGGAAUUAAACAAGCCUUCUUCAUGCUGUUAAUUGGGUCUUUAGCUUGCCAGAUGUAGGCCAGUCUACAGAAAAUAGUGCUGGCCCCCAUUUCAUCAACAGGACAUUCACGUAUUUGGGAACACAAGUACUUUGUACAGUAUGCUUUCUUGUCAGUAAUUAUGAUAAUAACUCAGUAUAAUCUCUCUUUCUGUACAUGCCAGCAUUGAGUUUGAUGUUUAGAUGCCAGCAAUUAUGGAAAAUAAAAUUUUUAAAAUGUCCUAUCACGAGGACCAUGAGUUAAGACCACAAUAAAAACGGGAUGGAAGUGCGUAGACGCCCAGCAGGAGGAGUGCUUGUGUUGCACAUUUAUGCAGUCUUACAGUAUGAGGUGAGACCAAAUCAUACCCUGAUGGUUUCACCCAGUGCACACACCUUCCCCCAGAGAGCCAUGGAAGGCAGCUGAGGUAGCAGCCAUUUUAGAGCAGUCCAUGUAAUUAUGAGCAUCUUGCAUCUUUAAAGUGUGAAUGUUUCCAAAAUAUAACAGCCCGUGGGGUGAAAGUAGAGGAGGGUCUUAAAUUCACACUUUACACUUUGUUGGCUGCAAUUCCUCCGUACAGCAGAUCUCCAUGCAGGUCGUAAUAUGAGGAAGUCAAGGCGACCAAUCGGAUCCCCUCCCCUUGUCCAUAGUCAUCCUCCCCCAUGAACCACAGCUUCCCAAACCCCACGAUACGGAAAAGAUGGAUCUGAUCAAUAAUGUAACAUCAGUCGUGCAUAAAGACACCAACAAUGUGCCUGAAUUUAAUGAAGAAUGACCCGCCCCAUACCCUUCCUCCAACUGCCCAAACCUCCCAUACCCCUCCCCCAACUGCGUCAACCCCCCAUACCCUUCCCCACACUGCACCAACCCCCCAUACCCUUCCCCACACUGUACCAACCCCCCAUACCCUUCCCCACACUGUACCAACCCCCCAUACCCUUCCCCACACUGUACCAACCCCCCAUACCCUUCCCCACACUGCACCAACCCCCCAUACCCUUCCCCACACUGUACCAACCCCCCAUACCCUUCCCCACACUGUACCAACCCCCCAUACCCUUCCCCACACUGUACCAACCCCCCAUGCCCUUCCCCACACUGUACCAACCCCCCAUACCCUUCCCCACACUGUACCAACCCCCCAUACCCUUCCCCACACUGUACCAACCCCCCAUACCCUUCCCCACACUGUACCAACCCCCCAUGCCCUUCCCCACACUGUACCAACCCCCCAUGCCCUUCCCCACACUGUACCAACCCCCCAUGCCCUUCCCCACACUGCCUUUUCUGUUUUCGGUGAAGACUUAAGCACUGCUUUCUCUGAAUCAGGGAGAGGGCUAUCAUGCAGGUCAAUGCAUCUGAACAGAUGAUCUCCAAAGCGACUAAUGGUUAAUCAGUUUUAACAAUAGUCUGAGAGUCGGGAGGGAACGCACUGUUAAAAAAAAAUAAAAAAUACCUGAAUGUGUUUCGGUUUUUGGGUUUUAUUUUUCCAUCCUGUAGAAACCAAAACUGGACUUGGGCUCCCUGUAGUAAAGUGAGCUACUUUUAAUGGGCCGCUUUAGGCAGCCAGCGCUUUUUUUGAAGGUCCAGCAAGCUCCUGAGAUUGGAUAUAGACUAGUGUUUGCGGUGUAAACGGAGCAAAGACGAGGCCUAGCAUUUGUUGUUUUUUAAAAUUAUAGUGAUAAAAGUCCCAGUUAUAUAUGCAUAUAUGUUUGGGCCAUCAUGCUACGAGAUGGGAGGACUGUUCUCCUACACAACUCAUCAGGGAGUUCACCCGGAACAACCGGAGAAGCCAUGCAGGUCACCAUGUCGAAGCCACCCCCGACCCUCACCCCCACCCCCACACCCACACCCACACCCACACCCACACCCUUUCCUUGUAAACUUGUACAGUUAAUGGAAGAACUCACUUUACUUUUAAAGAUUAUAACAGGCAUUUUUAUACAUGUAUAAAAAUCGAAUUUUUGUAUCUGAUCUCCGCAGAGAAAUGUUUCAAGCGAAGUUGAGUUUGGUUUCCAUUUUUUACUUUUACCUUAUUUUGGAAUUGUGCUGGUUGGAAUGGGGCUUGUGUUGCGUAGUGAUAUGUAAGUUUUUCUUUCUUUCUUUCUGUCUCAACAGUAAAUCUCGAGAGUGAUACUUUUUUUCUCAUUCUCUUGUCUGUGUUAUCCUGUGGUAUGGUCUGGGUAAAAGUGGAUGAAAGAGAAAAAUGCCUGACAUCACUAUUUCCAGUACUUCCUUUCUUUUGUCUCAGUGAAAUUCUGUGAGAGAAACGUGCACUGAAAUGUCCAAUUUGAGUUGAAAUGUGGUAGGUGAUUUAUGCGGAGAUCACAAGGUGAAAAACUCUAAUACUACUGUCUGAUUUUAAUGUCCGCUGUGUUUUAUACAGUAUAUACAAUUUGCUUUGUUCUUUUUUUUUUCUUUUGUUCUGCAUUUUGUUCACUUUGAAAAUUUUUACUAAAAAUUGCAGAAAGUAUUGUGCAAAGAUAUGUCUUUUUUUUUUUGAAGUACUUGAAAUGCAUUAAUAAAAAUAGACAUGAUGAAAA